AUGAGUCUGGUGGCCUGCGAGUGCCCCCCGGGCCCUGGCCUGGAGCCUGAGCCUUGCUCCCGAGCACGGUCCCAGGCCCGCGUGUACCUGGAGCAGAUUCGCAACCUGGUGGCUCCCGGGGCCCCUGACGUGACCAAACGCGACUACCUGGUGGAUGCAGCCACGCAGAUCCGGCUGGCCCUGGAGCGCGAUGUCAGUGAGGACUACGAGGCAGCCUUCAACCACUACCAGAACGGCGUGGACGUGCUGCUGCGGGGUGUGCACGUCGACCCCAACAAGGAGCGAUGCGAGGCUGUGAAGCUGAAAAUUACCAAGUACCUGCGGCGGGCCGAGGAGAUCUUCACCUGCCACCUGCAGAAGACCCUGGGCGGUGGGGCCGGCCCCGGCACGGGUUUCAGCAGCCUGAGGCUCCGGCCCAUCCGCACACUGAGCUCUGCCCUGGAGCAGCUGAGGGGCUGCAAGGUGGUUGGGGUCAUCGAGAAGGUGCAGCUAGUCCAGGACCCAGCGACCGGAGGGACCUUCGUGGUAAAGAGCCUGUCCAGGUGUCACGUGGCGAACCGGGAGCGGCUGACCAUCAUCCCGCAUGGCGUCCCCUACAUGACAAAGCUGCUUCGCUACUUUGUGAGCGAGGAUUCCAUCUUCCUGCAGCUGGAGCAUGUGCAAGGGGGCACGCUCUGGUCCCACCUGCUCUCCCAGGAGCAGCCCCAACAGUCUGGGGGCAGGUCUGGCUCCAGCCCAGAGAGGAUGAAGGCUCCACUCAACUCACCCCUCAGCCUCCAGACCCCAGCACCACUCCCCCUGGGACCCACCUGCCUGCCGGACAGAAUCCUUCGGGAGCUCCCACAGACUUCUCAGAGCCUUCCCCCAGCCAGGGAGGCCCCACCCAUCACUCCCCAGAGAGAGGCUGAAGGUGACCCCUCCGCCAGGACCCAUGCUUCCUGCCCCUCGGACCUUCUGAAGGCCCCGGGUGGCCGCCUGCCCCUCCAAGCCAGGCGGCGACCUGGCCAGAGCUUGGACGUGAGGCCCUCUUGGGGGCUCCCUUGGGUUCAUCAGGGGGCUGUCCGGGUGCUGGGGGCCUGUGGCCAAGGCAGAAGUCCGAGCCGCCCCUUAGCAGAUAGGGCCCGACCGGGGUCUGGCCGUGGCGCCUGGAGGGUGAAGGAAGAGCAGGUGAAGCAGUGGGCGGCUGAGACCCUGCUGGCCCUGGAGGCGCUGCACCAGCAGGGGGUGCUGUGCCGAGACCUCAAUCCCCGGAACCUGCUCUUGGACCAGGCAGGUCACAUCCGGCUCACGUAUUUCGGCCAGUGGGCAGAGGUGGAGCCCCACUACUGCAGGGAGGCCUUGGACAAUCUCUACAGUGCCCCAGAGGUGGGUGGGAUUUCUGAGCUGACGGAAGCCUGUGACUGGUGGAGCUUUGGGUCUCUGCUGUAUGAAAUGCUGACUGGAAUCGCACUGUCGCAGAGCCACCCCUCAGGAAUCCAGCCCCACACCCGGCUCCAGCUGCCCGAGUGGCUCAGUCGCCCAGCGGCCUCCCUGCUGACUGAGCUGCUGCAGUUUGAUCCUGCCCGGCGCCUGGGUGCUGGAGGCGGCGGUGUCAACAAGCUCAAGGCCCACCCCUUUUUCAGUACUACCCAGUGGAGCAAACUGGUGGGGUAAGAGGGGGCAGAGUGGGUCAUGGAAGCUGCUGG
Messenger RNA from Odobenus rosmarus divergens (Pacific walrus), 1685 nucleotides. RefSeq names its product ribosomal protein S6 kinase-like 1 (gene RPS6KL1). Bases 1 to 1653 code for a protein of 550 amino acids. The transcript is spliced from 10 exons. Gene Ontology annotation, molecular function: protein kinase activity; ATP binding. Lineage: Eukaryota; Metazoa; Chordata; Mammalia; Carnivora; Odobenidae. Gene Ontology annotation, biological process: protein phosphorylation. The record is from RefSeq and is a predicted model, not a curated record.